This is a messenger RNA of Dreissena polymorpha, 1678 nucleotides long. Its product is annotated as protein quiver-like. The transcript has 4 exons. The record is from RefSeq and is a predicted model, not a curated record. Lineage: Eukaryota; Metazoa; Mollusca; Bivalvia; Myida; Dreissenidae. Gene Ontology annotation, biological process: positive regulation of voltage-gated potassium channel activity; regulation of synaptic transmission, cholinergic; sleep. Bases 83 to 451 code for a protein of 122 amino acids.
GCACAAAUACGGAAUCAGGCUUUAUAGACCGGGUACUUUACCAGCCGUUUUACAUUGGAUAUACUUGUAUUAAAGAAGAAACAUGGUUGGAACGAAUACCUUCUUGUUUGCAUGCGCGCUGGCCGCUCUUUUAUGUGUUUCCAAUGUGGAUGCCUUCAAGUGUUACGUAUGCAGCAGUGUGACGGAUAGCGGAUGUUCGGACAAGUUCCAUAAAAGUUAUACUUUGGAAAGUAGUUCAGCCACGUGCGACAGCUGCAUCAAGACAAAGAAAAAAGACUCUGUAAUAAGAACCUGUGCUCCGGUUGACUUUGGCAACACAUGCCAGAGUUCGGGCGAUGAUGGAGCAUUCUGUAGCUGUCACAGCGAGCUCUGCAACGGCUCAAACAAUAUGGCUGUUUCCAUGGCAACGCUCCUGGGCGCCACACUUGUCGUCCUCUUUUCUAAUAUUUAAUACAUUUAAAAUGUCAUAGCUGUUCGAAAACAUACUACAGCAUACAAUAAUCUUUCUUAAUACAUGCGACAACAUGUAUCAUAGGUUGACCAUUAAUAGAUAAGAUACAAUUUAAAGUGAUAGUAUGCGCAUUUUUCACUAUUGAAUUGAGCUGAAAAGAAUUAACAGGUCAAAAAGUUAGUUAAAAUGUGGUAACUGACCAAAUAUCUGCAACUCAUCUUGCUACCAGUUGUUUAAAAAAUUAUAUUUUAUAUUCGAUAUUUUACAUGACUCACCCAGUCCUCUAAAUGAUCCGUAAAACAAAAUUGUGUCUUUGUGUCGUAUGAACGAAUCUGCACUAAAACUAAAUUUAGGUUCACAUCGUACAUGCAUGAUCAGUUGUCAAACAAAAGUACGGUUGAUAUUCAAAUGCAUUGUUUUUCUCUUUCUGGGAUAUUGUUUAGUAUGUUGAUGCUGCAUUAACAAAUAUACGUGUAUAUGAAGUGAAAACACCAAAAAUAUACAACGGUUGCGAUAUACACCUAUAAACUGUAAGAUGCCCAAUGGCCAUAAUAUCACUUUAAAGGGACUGUCCAACAGAUUAAAGCGUCGUUCGACGCGAAUCGAUAUUUUGUGAAACUACGAGGAUUGCAUAUAUAGCUAAAAAAUACCUCCGUAUUUGACGUGAGCGUGGAUGGUCGAGUGGUAAACUCGGGAGAUAUUUUACUCCAAGCUUCCAAGACUCUAGGGGACAGUGGUUCGAUCCCUGUGGUGGUUAACGUUAUUUCUUCUAUUUUUAAAUUCUAUUCUUAUUUUUUACUGCAGAUGUUUAGUUCAAAUGUUUAAAUUUAUCAAUAUAAAGCAUUUAAAGCAGUUAAUGACAAGCUUUAAUACAUGCCAAAAUCUGUUGGACGGCCCCUUUAAUAUAAAUGUUAUACAAUCAAAAUGAAUGUAGAUAUAUUUUAAAUGGAAUAAAGUUAUACAUGUCCACUUAUUACAUUUCAAUAAUAAAUGAUUUGGUGAUAACAAUAUAAGAUGGUUCCCUAAAUCAUUGUUUGUACUGUCGUUUGCUUUUACGAUGUUCUUUUUCUCAAACAAAUUAAAAAUGUUACUAAAACUAUACGGCAUAAAAUCACUAAAAUGGACUAACUGUCAGAAUCUCCUGUUCAUUAGUUUCUUCCUUUUGUGUGUGUACUAAAACAUAAAAAGCAAACGUAGUAGUGUGCAUAUUUAUGGCAUAUACGAAAU